Molecule: messenger RNA, 2859 nt
Organism: Adelges cooleyi (spruce gall adelgid)
Lineage: Eukaryota; Metazoa; Arthropoda; Insecta; Hemiptera; Adelgidae
Exons: 3
Coding region: 1-2859 (952 amino acids)
Source: RefSeq, a predicted model, not a curated record
AUGGAUACCACUGAAAAAGUGGUUUCUGAACAUUCCUUAUCUGCUACAGUUUCAGUAAUGUCCACCCCUGACACAAAAGAUACAACUGAGACUUCCUCUAUCUCUGACAAACUUAAAGAUAUCAAAAUGAUAUCUGAAAUAACAUCUAAAGAAGUCACCUCUGAUAAAAUCGCUUCUGAACAUUCCUUGUCACCGACAGUUUCGUUAGAGUCAACUCCCGAAGCGACAGAUAUUACUGAAACUACCCCUAAAUUUGAUAUUUCCUCUGAUACUAAAAGAACAUCUGAAUUAAAAACAAUUAAAGAUACCACUGAUAUAGUGGUUUCUGAACAUUCCUUAUCUGCUACAGUUUCAAUAGUGUCCACACCUGACACAAAAGAUACAACUGAAACUUCCUCUAUCUCUGACAAACCUCAAGAUAUCAACAUGAUACCUAAAAUAACAACAAAAGAGGAUUCCUCUGAUAAAAUAGCUUCUGAACUUUUCUUGUCACCGACAGUUUCGAAAGAGCCAACUCCUGACGCGACAGAUAUUACUGAAACUACCCCUAAAUUUGAUAUUUACUCCGAUACUAAAAGAACAUCUGAAUUAAAAACAAUUAAAGAUACCACUGAUAUAGUGGUUUCUGAACAUUCCUUAUCUGCUACAGUUUCAGUAGUGUCCACCCCUGACACAAAAGAUACAACUGAGACUUCCUCUAUCUCUGACAAACCUAAAGAUAUCAAAAUGAUAUCUGAAAUUACAUCUGAAGAAGUCACAUCUGAUAAAUUAGCUUCUGAACUUUCCUUGUCACCGACAGUUUCGUUAGAGUCAACUCCCGAAGCGACAGAUAUUACUGAAACUACCCCUAAAUUUGAUAUUUACUCCGAUACUAAAAGAACAUCUGAAUUAAAAACAAUUAAAGAUACCACUGAUAUAGUGGUUUCUGAACAUUCCUUAUCUGCUACAGUUUCAGUAGUGUCCACCCCUGACACAAAAGAUACAACUGAGACUUCCUCUAUCUCUGACAAACUUCAAGAUAUCAACAUGAUACCUAAAAUAACAAAAAAAGAGGACUCGUCUGAUAAAAUAGCUUCUGAACUUUCCUUGUCACCGACAGUUGUUACUGGAACAUCUUUUAUUUCUGUAAAAUUACAGGAUUUUAAAAUAAAAAAUGACAUUAAAGAAAUAUCUGAAAAACAUUUCAAUGAUGAUAACACCAAUGACACUAUGUUGAUAUUCGACCAUAAAGAGGUUGAUAAUGUCCAGAAAGUUUCUACGAGUAUUACAACAGAAAAUCUAUUGGAAACUAAAACUUCUAAAGCGGAAACGCUCUUAGAAAUUAGUAAAGUACUUAAACCGGACGAUUUUAUUGACAAUCUUACAUUACAGUCUCCUCAUUCUUUUUCCCCUUCAGUGUUAGAGUCCAUUAUUGACGCUCAAGAUUUAACUGAAACAUCCCUUACUUCUGACAAAUCUCAGAUCAUAAAAAUAACUGAUGGCAUUAAAGAAACAUCUGAAAAACAUUUAGACGAUGAUCAAUCUUUUAAUACUAAAUGUUCAUCUCAAACCAAAGUUUUAGAUAAUGAACAAAAAUUGUCCACUAGUAUUAUUUCACUGAAAAGCCCAUUUAAAACUAAAACUUGGGUUGAAGAAAAACCAUUGGAAGUAACAAAAAUGUUUAGUAAUGUCGAUUUAUUAGACCGUAGAAAUGAACUUUCUGAUGUUUCUUUGUUACCAACUGGUUCAGUCCAAACUAUACACUACACUGACGAAUUAAAUAAAACGCUUUUGACGGAUGAUUUAUCAUCUCUAACUGCUUGUUCCAAUACCGAACAUACUGAUCAUAUCUGUUCUACUAGUUUAAAUAAUCAAGUUACUAUUAACAAACCAAUUCAGAUUAUUUGGGAAGUAUCAAAAUCUCCAGGCUUGAGAUCCGGUAUAACUCUAUUAGAGGAUGAAAAUAAACUGAAAGAUUUGGAGUGUAAGGUUUCAGACGAUACUGUGUAUGAUAAUACUAUGAAAUCGGAAUGUAGUGAUGAUAUUAAUGUUGUAGACAAAACAUCUAAAGUAGAAUCAAUUACGCGAAACACUGAAAUAAAGAGGCCGCCUUUGCUUUCUAAACAAAGACAUAUCAUUAGCCAUGGUUCCAAAUCUCUUGAUUCUUCUAAAAAACUAAAUGUAGGUUUAAAUAAACCUGUUGUUGAUCAAAGUUCUAUUACAAAAAUAAAAAACACCGAAAUAAAAAAAGAAAAAUCCUCAUUUGAAUCAGCGCCUAAAAACAAAGCAAAGAGUUAUAUGGCAUCAACAGAAUCUCGUGAUAGGAAAUUAGAAACAUCGAAUCAAAAAUCUAUACAUUCUUAUAAGAUGACAACAACUGUUUCAUCAACAAGAUCUAGUCAAAUUGUAACCGACAAAAAAUCAACAGUUUCCAAAUCUUCAUCUAGAGUAUCGAUUACGAAAGUUCAGAGUAAAAUUCCUGUAAAAAGUUCGUUACCGCCAUUGGACACAAAGUCGUCAGUCGUAUCCGAUUCUAGAGUUCUUAGCGCACCUUCGCGAAAAACCGCUUUUGAAUUCCAAUUGCCAUCCAGUAAAUUAAACCCAUUAUCGCUACCAGGGAGUCCGGCUCGUAGUACCAAUAAGGCAAACUCUCAAAUUAGAUCAGUGUUUAUAACAUCAGAAGUAUUCUCGAGUCCUUCGAACCGCGCUUCGUCAGUGGAAUUAGUGUAUGAACAACCGAACCGAUCCCCUUGUUCAUCAAUGUCCGAACAACAGCCGGCUUCUAUUACCGAAUCAGUUUCGUUAGAGGAUGUGGAAACAACUCAAUCUUCGAACUCCGACAACGAACGGGUAUCUGAGGUACAUACUUGUAAUAUAUAA